This is a messenger RNA of Rotaria sp. Silwood1, 2277 nucleotides long. The record is from the annotation of a GenBank genome assembly. Lineage: Eukaryota; Metazoa; Rotifera; Eurotatoria; Philodinida; Philodinidae.
AUGUCGUCAACAGAUAAUCGUAAUAAAAAUUAUACAUUUGAGAUUAAAUUUGGUCCCUAUCAUCAAAAGGUAACCAUUACUAUGAAUCCAUUUAGUUUAACAAUGAAUACAUUACGUGAAGUUGCUAUAAGAUUUAUUGAAACAAUGUGUCCUGAUCAGGAUAUAAAACUUUUACAUAAUAGAAUAUUAUUAUUUCGAUAUGAACCAUCAUCAUACUCAAUGAUAAUACCACUCAAUCCAAGAGAUAUUCUUGUUCCGGAUACAAUUGUUGAAGUAGUUAUAUCACCCUACAUCAUGAGUGAAUAUAGUGGCCUUGUUCCGCAUCUGUUAAGUUUGCAUACUUAUUUAUCACCAACAUUUUGUGAUUUAUGUGGACAAUUUUUAUUUGGUCUUUAUAAACAAGGAAUGAAAUGUGAAGGAUGUGGUCGUAAUUUUCAUAAACGAUGUGUAUCAGAUCUGCCAAAUAAUUGUUCGCCUAUGGCAAGAAAAAUAUCUGAUAUGCAAUGUUCACAUGAUAAUAAUGCUUCGAAUGACUUAGAAAAGCGUUUAACAUUAACCGGUACAGAAUUACCAACAGCAUUGCCACAUUGUUUUUAUGUACACAGUUAUCGUUCACCAACAAAAUGUCAUAUUUGUAAACGUCUAUUAAAAGGUCUUGUUAAACAAGGUUACAGGUGUAAAGAUUGUAAAAUGAGUGUACAUAAAAAAUGUAUACCGAAAGCAAUGAAAAAUUGUCGUGGCAUGUCAAUACUGAAUAGUAAUCAGGAUGACGAUGAUGCAUUACGCGAAACAACUGAUGAUUUAGCUGUAGCUAGAAAAUCAUCAGAUUUAUCUGCUUCUCCAUUAAAUUCUCCUCAAGAUGAAAAUGAUGAUAAUGAAAAUUCUCGACAUGGAAAUAUUCGUGCUCAACGUCUUAUUCAAAGUAUUAGACGUACAAAAAAGGCUAAUGGUGGUGCGUUGUUUUGGGAAGGUUGGAUGAUAUACACAACAGAUAAAGAUUUAUUAAUAGAAAAAAAAUAUUAUUGGCGUGUUGAUGCAUCAUGUAUAACAAUGUAUCAAAAUGAAACAACAAAUAAAUUUUCUCGUGAAAUUCUAUUAGAACAUGUUUCAUUACAAUUAAAUAUAGAUGAUGAUAAAGGACAUUAUUUUGAAAUAAGAACUGAACAAAAAAUUUAUUAUUGUGGAUGCAAACGAACAAGAAAUCGAAAUUAUGAUUUAGUACACUCAGCACAAAAUGCAAGAAAUGCUUAUACACAAAUUAGACAAGCAUUAUUAGCUUAUAAUAAUGAUGGUAGUGAAAUAAAAAAUAUAUUUACAAUAAUUUCAUCACGAUCACAAAAUCGUGAUAUUAAUGAAUUAUAUAAAAUAAAUCCAAUUGAAGUACUUGGUAGUGGACAAUUUGGAACAGUUUAUGGAGGUUAUUCAAUAGAAACAAAUGAUCAAGUUGCAAUUAAAGUUAUUGAUAAAACACGUUUUAAUGAGCAAGAAGAAAAAAUUCAUCGUGAAGUUGAUAUUUUACAAGAAGUAUCACAUCCAGGUGUGAUUAAAUUACACGCUAUGUUUGAUACUCCUGGAAAGUUUUAUUUGGUUAUGGAAAAAUUAAAUUCAGAUAUGCUUGAAAUGAUUUUAUCUCAGCCAACAAAACGUCUUAAUGAACGACAAACAAAAUUCUUAAUUUAUCAAGUUCUUGUUGCCUUGAGAUAUUUACAUAGCAAAUCAAUUGUACAUUGUGAUUUAAAACCAGAAAAUAUUCUUUUGGCUCAAGCACAAGAUUUUCCGCAAACAAAAUUAUGUGAUUUUGGUUUUGCAAGAAUUAUUGGAGAAAAAUCAUUUCGACGAUCGAUUGUUGGCACACCUGCUUAUUUACCUCCAGAAGCAUUAAAACCUGAAAUUCGCUUAGAAAAAGGUUAUAAUCGUUCAUUAGAUAUGUGGUCAUGUGGUGUCAUUAUUUAUGUUUCAUUAAGUGGUACUUUUCCAUUUAAUGAAGACGAAGAAAUCGAAGAUCAAAUUCGCAAUGCCAAUUUUAUGUUUCCAACAAAUCCAUGGAACGAUAUAUCAAAUGACGCUUUACGUUUUCUUGAAAGUUUAUUAGCAUUGGAUAGUAGAAAACGAUUACAUAUUAAUAAAGUUUUUUUACAACCAUGGCUUCAGGAUUAUCAAUUAUAUUGUGAUUUACGUAAACUUGAAGAUUCAUGUGCUAGCGAUCGUUGGUUAACAAUCCCUGAAGAUGAUGAUCGAUGGGAAAAAUAUGCAAAAGAGAAUGGUUUUAUUAAAUAA